GGCUGGAGCGGUCGCUUCUUCAAGUGGCGCACGCGACGAUUGGUCGUCGCACUUGUCGGACGGGCCCACAUAGCGCAUUGGACCAACGAAUAGGAAGUGAGCGUGCGCGCGAGUACAAUUGCUGGCGAGAGCGCAUUUAUAUUGGGGAGCUCCAAUAAAAAGUCAACUUAUCGCGCGCUCACGAUCAUUUUUGCUAUCAACGUGCACUAGUUAAGUUCGUAAUAAGGACAGUGAAAAGUUAAUAAAGCGUCUAACGCAGUUAAAGCAGGUGAAAAGUUCUAAAAAGUUUUUAACCCAAACAAGUGAUAUCUGAAAAGUGCAGCUCAUUUUAAAGAAAAUCGUUCGUAUAUUAUAUUUUUACUAUAUAUAUAUAUAUAUAAUAUACAUAUAUUGACCAAUGUUUAUCAAGUGAAGAUUUGCAAAUAUAAAUACAUACAUACAAAAUAACUGUGUUUUAUAACAUCGUGUUCGUAAGUGAAUUCAUGCAUGAGUUAUCCCACGAAAAUGGCGCCAAAUCAUCAUCCGCAUCAUUUCAUGUUGCAUGGCUUACCGCUGGAGCCAGUCUCGCGGACAUACCAAUAUCGUAAAAUCAUGAAACCGAUGUUGGAGCGUAAACGGCGUGCUCGCAUCAAUAAAUGUUUGGAUGAGUUGAAAGAUUUAAUGACCAGCACUUUGCAAGCGGAUGGCGAAAAUCUCUCCAAAUUAGAGAAAGCUGACAUUUUGGAGCUCACAGUGCGGCAUCUGCAUCGGUUGCGUGAGACAAACGGACUCUUUGUACGCCACACCGACACAUUGAAUAUGGAGAAAUUCUGGGCUGGAUUUCAACACUGCGCUGUGGAGGUCUCACAUUUCCUGCAAAAAUACGAUCAACAAAAUAAACAUGUAAAUGGCGAUUUAAUUAAAUAUAUUGCGAAUUAUGUGCCGAAUAUGGCAGCAGCAGUAGCUGCCGCCGCGGCCACGGCCAAUGCACCGACCACUCCAGCAACCGCACACAUACCGCAGCCGGUUGUGGCAAUACCAAUCGCCGGCUGCCGAAUGACCAAUAACCUAAAUGAGCAUUACCAAAAAUUCGGCACAGCAUUUCGCCAACAUCCAGCGGAAGCUGCCGCGGCAUUAAGCAAAAUAGCGGCUACCACAGCAGCAGCACCACAACCACCACUAGCAGCGACAACAGCACACAACCGACACCAACAAAUGCAAAUAUCCGCUUCGGCGGUUUCCAACUUUGAACGGAUUUGGGAAGCGGCAGCGCGUGCGGCAGCCAACGGCAAGCAUCGAAUGCAUCCCUACACCCGCAAGGCAUUGCAUAAUCACAGCAAUAAUGUUGAUGGCGUUGAUGUUAUGGCAGACGGUGAGAGUGAUGAAGGCGGCGAUUGUGGUGAUGUUGAUUUCCCACCGAGCGACGGCCUUGUUUGGCGACCUUGGUGAUGCUCGUCAUGUGUGCGCAACAACAAUUUGCGUUCCGUUCCGCUCGCAUAACGUUGAAAGCGGUUAAUUUUACCUUUUACCAUUUAAUCAGCGCAUGCUUAAUGGCAUGUAAAGCUUGCAAAGUCUGUAUAUAUAAGUACAUGUAGGAGCAUUUCAAAGGACCACAGCAGCAAACUUCUAUAUUUGUAUAUUCGAAUUUGUUGUGUAACAACUGCAUGGUUAAAGCUUUAUUUAUUUAUAUGUAGUAUGCUACAUAUUGUACAUACAUAAGUGUGCGUGAGAAUAAUUUGAGUUAAUAUAUAAUACUAAUAAUGAUAAUGUUUAGCAGCUAAAUACGAAUACAAACACAAAUCUAAUAAAUGCAUACACAUUUAA
Messenger RNA from Bactrocera oleae (olive fruit fly), 1803 nucleotides. RefSeq names its product HES-related (gene Hesr). NCBI's taxonomy places the organism in Eukaryota, Metazoa, Arthropoda, Insecta, Diptera, Tephritidae. Gene Ontology annotation, cellular component: nucleus. Gene Ontology annotation, biological process: anterior/posterior pattern specification; regulation of transcription by RNA polymerase II; regulation of neurogenesis. The record is from RefSeq and is a predicted model, not a curated record. Gene Ontology annotation, molecular function: DNA-binding transcription factor activity, RNA polymerase II-specific; protein dimerization activity; RNA polymerase II cis-regulatory region sequence-specific DNA binding.